UAAAAUUAGAAAAAUAGGAUAUUAAUUUAAUAUGUAACACAUAAUAUAAACGCAAAAAAUAGUUCUUCUAAUUCUGUUCAAAAAUGAUUUGUUCAAGAAUAUCUUAAAAUCGAUAUUCCAAAGUAUGCAUAUUAUAUUGUAUGUAGAAACUAAUGGUGAGAAAGAUUUGGUGCUAAAAAUGAUUAACAAGUUUUGUUAAUUUUAUUAGUCUGUCGACUACUAAACUCUAGUACACCGUCGUCACGCACGUUCGCGCGGAACUAUUUGAAUAAUUAAUAACUGGCGAGCACCAUCAGGUCAGAAAUUCGCACCUCUGUGCAUCUAGAAUAUACGCCGCGGUUAAGCUGCCUCACAAGGUCUUCAUUCCAAAUCCCUUCGGAUGAACCGUUGUUGAAAUGCUAUCAUCGCAUCUCAUUUUGGGGGAGGGGGAUGAAAAGGGGGAGCGAGAAUCCCUUUUACGUCACAGCCACCCGCUAUGUAUAUAUAGAUAUAUUCUCUAACGCGAGAUGCACGCUAUCUAUAUCUCGGGCAUGCAGUACAAAAUACGGAAAUUAUGGACACGGUCGUUUCGUGAACGAGAAAAUCACGCGUUUCCGUUAGGAUAUUAUAUAAUAUCGUCGCGUUUAACAUCGAUGCGUGUAUCAUGCAUACUGUAGAGCUGCAUGAAAUGGUCGAAGGAUUUUCGUUCUCCUCAAACUUCAAGGGCAUAUGAUUACGGAUUCGUGGCGUUCUUUGAAGCCGACGAUGCAUGUAAACAACUGCAUCGUGAGACAUACAAGAAUUUUUUUACGGAAUAGUCAUGCUUCAUCGACUUGAUAUACUCGGAAUAAGGAAAUAUCUGCGGGCGGUAUCGGGUGACAUGGUGUUCCAGUGAAUGUAGUCGGCCUUCUAGUUAUGAACACGGAAAAUGUACGCAUACAGUCUGCUGUCUUGAACUUAUUUUACAUCUUCGAGCAUAUCAAUAAGGCUGUCACGACAUGUAAGUAGAUAUGUGAAAAAAGAUUCGAACAGCUUUCUGUUACAUGAUUUGAAGUUUUGCAAUGUUAUAACCAGUAUGCCAUUAAUGUGAUUAUUCGGGUAACAAUGGCCGAAUUAUUCUAUUAAUAUUUCUAUCUCGAUUGCCGCGAGUUAUUAUUAUCGUUAUCGUUACAAUUAUCAAUAUUCAAAGCUGGUAUCGUUAUCGUACAUUGCCUGUGAAUCGUGAAACUUCUGGAGUAUGACGAAGCUAACGAACUGUGAAUCGUAUCAAAUAGCAUACGAUUUCUAAUAAAUGGUUUGAAGAUUCUUUACCGGAUCUUACGAGAUCAUAAGUUACGAAGCGAAGCUUUUACGAAAAUUAAUGGAUUAUACGAGCAGUUAUGUAGAAAGCAAAAACGCAUAACGAAAAAAUUUAUCAAUUAGAUUCAUAACAUACUAAAUCUAUCUAUAUUAAGAUUAAGAUGUUUUUUAUUGUAUAAACAUGAUUUAAAAGUAUUUUAAAAAUACUGUAGAAAUACGGUAAAAAAUGAAUACUUACAUAUACUUGCUAUCGUAUAAUCGAAGAACUUAUUUGCAAACCGCAUUUUAGAUUAAAAAAAUGUGUUUAAAAAAGAAAUGGCCUUAGAAAUAAUCGUGUAAUAAUUCAGUAGUGUUAGCUAUAAUGUAUGAAAUUAUCCAAUGAAUUACGAAACUUAUAUUUGAUACAUCUAUAUGCGCGGAUCGAUUUUACUUUAAUACGUAUUUGAAUUUUCAAUAUGACGUACAGUCAUCGACAAUCUCGAAAAAAUGUUUCGAGUAGCUAGAGCAUUUUAUCGAUACUAUCUCAUUUCGAUAUUAUCGGUGCAAUGUCUGUAUAAUGAUAUCAUCGAGAACGAUGAUAUCAUCCGUGGGGUGAAUGUAAGCGAUGUGAACAAUUCGCGAGUUUUCUGAAUGAUAGCAAUUUUCGAACGAGCGUCGACUCUGCGUGCCACUGACAUGAUUUUGAUUACGAUCCGCGAUGCAUACACGAGGCGCAAUGCAAUUUUCAUUACGGAAGUUGCGUGUCGGAUACAGCGCGCGAUUUUUCUGCUUUCUUCGCGAUUCUUUCCAGGCGCAUUCCGACCGGUCGUUUUAGAAACGAAUCCAUCGAGUGUAAAAUAAUGAUGCUAUUCGCGCAGACAGUUCUCGUCGAAAAGAAAAGAAAUCGAUCCCGUCUCUGGAACGUUCGUUCGCGCAUUCUGCGCGUAGCAACGAAAUUCCGACAGAGAAUUAUACAUAUACUUCGAUCGUGUUUGACGGAAGCAACGAGAAAUUUCAAGAAUGCGUAGCAAUUAUCAAUAUAAAUAUGUUGAGAACAGUCGUUGCAGUUUGUCGACCAAUGCAUGCUGACAUCAUAGCAUACUGGCCUACUGGCAGUUAAUAACGGAACGCAGCCAUAAUCAGAUGCAUCGUGUGUCAUUCGUGUGGAAUUUACCAGUUACGUCAGUUUGUGUCCAAUGACAAAGGGGAAAUACGUAUAUGUAGUAUUUAUAUCGAGAGAGACCAGAUAAAAAGGUAGAAGUGAAGUUCGCGAAGACUAGUAAAGAUGGUAACAGGCUCGCAUAUAACUAUUGUUAUACCAGAAAUUGUUGCUAAGAGCGUAUGUUGUAAUUGUGCGUAUAAAUACUUGUGAAAAAGGCUUUACUAGAAUUUAUUCCGUACAACAUAUUAUUUUAUUUUUGAAAUAUAUAUGAAUUACUAGACAAGUAAAUUACUAAAAAGUUUGUUUGGUAUAAAAUAGUGCGCAGUUACAAAGAAAUGGGUAAUUCCAAAAGUAAAGACGAACACGAUAAUUAUAGCAAAAAGUGUAGGCAACCCGGUUACAGUGGUUACAUAAUAAAGGAAGACGGUACCAUUACGGGUACCAAACAGUUUCCAUUUAAUCCAUUUGAAAAUAUUCAUGAUGCAUGCAAAACUGGCAGUGAAAGAAAAUUACAAGAUUUAUUUCAUAAAUUUGAUAAGUCACAUAACUUACCUAAUGAUGCAGUUAAUGAUCAAUCUAAAUUUAUGACUGACACCUGCGUUAAUAAAGAAAAAUGCAAUAAUGAAAAUCAAACAACUUAUCUGAAAAAUAAAUCUACAAUUAAAGUAACUGCACCAUCUACAAUAUCUACAAAAGAUGACUUUAUGACGGAAUGGUUUUCAUGGAAAAAUGAGUUCCUCACAUACAUGAAAUCAAUUGACCAAGCAGAGAGUAAUAAACACAAGUGGGGUAUAAUGCUCUUAAAUCGUAUGGGUCCUAUCGGCCAAGAAAUUUAUAGAAGUUUUACAUUUGAUAAGGAUCACGCUGAAGAUAAUAUAGAUACAUUGCUAAAAAAAUUUGAUUUCUAUUGCAUAUUUGGAGAUAAAAAAAGAGAAGAUGAUGAAGAUAUUGAUAAAUAUGUCAACGACUUGACGAUAAUGGCGUCAAAAUAUAUGACUAAUACAGAUGAAAUAGUGAAAGAGAAAAUUCUGAUGGAAAUAAAUAAAGAUAGAUUUACAAGGAAAGCUGAAAGUUUAAUUUUGGGAUUCUCAUUUCCAUCGUGCAAACAAUUGUUAACUGUAAAAGAAAUAACGUAUAUUUGGAUGUCAUAUGAGAACGCAAACUUCAAGCGAAGUGAGGAAAUCCACAAUUUUUUAGUUAAAAACUGCAAUAAUUGUGGAAGGACACAUAAAGUAAAUAAUUGUUAUGCUCGUGGAAAACAAUGUAAUAAGUGCGGUAACGAAAAUCACUAUUGGACAAGAUGUCCGUCUCAAUUUAUUGCUAAUUGCUUAUAUUGUGGGGAAAGUCAUUUUGUUCGAGAGUGUCCUGCUUAUUUGAAUGAAUGUAAUAGAUGUAAUAGAACAAAUCACUUCUCCUGGAAAUGUUCGAUUCUAAAAGUUUUAAAUUGCAAUCAUUAUGGUUUAACACAUAUUGCAUCUAAAUCUGCAUGCCCAGCAGCAAAUUUUACAUGCACUAGGUGCGGUAAAAGAGGACAUUUAUCAAUAAAAUGUUUUGAAAAACGGACAUACAUAACAAUGUGGAAUACCUAAAUAGCAUACUUCUUCCAUUACAUAAGAAAACCAAAGUUUAUGAUAUAAAUUUUAUAAAAUACGAUACACAUAUUUGUAGGUAUAAUAUUACUUUUUAUAUUAUUAUAUUCUUAUCAAGCGACGCGGUAGCGUCGCGACGCCAAGUAUAUAUAAAAAAUUUUCUAUCCGAGAUAGAUCCAUUUUAAAGUCGGCGGAAUUACAUGGCCAGAUUCACUUUUUGGUGCUACGAUAAAACCACCGGUUAGUGCAUGUGUGUGCUAUAUUUAUAAUUGUGGAUCAAAAUUCCGAAGAAAUAUUAUGGAUUUAUUAAUGUUUUAUUAUA
Molecule: messenger RNA, 4330 nt
Organism: Formica exsecta
Lineage: Eukaryota; Metazoa; Arthropoda; Insecta; Hymenoptera; Formicidae
Exons: 7
Coding region: 2755-4008 (417 amino acids)
Molecular function (GO): nucleic acid binding; zinc ion binding
Source: RefSeq, a predicted model, not a curated record